Molecule: messenger RNA, 3225 nt
Organism: Bradysia coprophila
Lineage: Eukaryota; Metazoa; Arthropoda; Insecta; Diptera; Sciaridae
Gene: Naa15-16
Product: N-alpha-acetyltransferase 15/16
Biological process (GO): N-terminal peptidyl-methionine acetylation
Cellular component (GO): NatA complex; cytoplasm
Molecular function (GO): protein binding
Source: RefSeq, a predicted model, not a curated record
AGAGCUAGUACGUUCUCUAAUGACAAUUCAGUACUUUGAUAUCUCGUUCUUCUCGUUUUUUACGAAUGGCGAUGAAAUUUAUUAAAAUUUGUUGAACAACGCAUUUUGAGUCGUUCUGUGUGUUAUUAUUGCCGAAAUAACGAAAAUUUACCACAAAAAUUGCACACAUUGCAUAUUUCUCAUACCAGUUUGUGUUAUCCGCCACCAAAAAUGCCUUCCAGUGACCCAUUGCCACCGAAAGAAAGUGCUAUAUUCAGAAAGAUUCUGAAAUGCUACGAAAUGAAGCAAUACAAAAAUGGUCUGAAACUAGCCAAGCAAAUUUUAACCAAUCCGAAAUACACUGAACAUGGAGAGACUUUGGCAAUGAAAGGUUUGACAUUAAAUUGCUUGGGUCGGAAGGAUGAGGCUUAUGAUCAUGUGCGUCGCGGUUUACGAAAUGACCUGAAAUCGCACGUGUGCUGGCAUGUGUAUGGGUUAUUGCAACGAUCAGACAAGAAGUACGAUGAAGCUAUCAAGUGCUAUCGGAAUGCAUUGAAGUGUGAAAAGGACAACAUUCAAAUAUUGCGCGAUUUGUCAUUACUGCAAAUUCAAAUGAGAGAUUUGGAAGGGUACAGAGAAACGCGACAUCAAUUGUUCAAGCUUCGUCCAUCACAGCAUGCUUCCUGGAUUGGAUUUGCGAUGAGCUAUCAUUUACUGGGAGAUUUUGAGACUGCAAAUAGUAUUUUAGAAACCUUUAGACAAUCUCAAUCGUUGAACGAAACGUACGAUUACAAGCACAGUGAAUUAUUGCUAUAUCAAAAUCAAAUCCUUCAGGAGUCCGGUAACAUCGACAAGGCAUUAAAGCAUUUGGAUGAUUUCUCCGCUCAGAUUGUCGACAAAUUAGCGGUCAAGGAAACAAUGGGCGAAUUGUGCCUUAAAUUAGGAAAAUUUAGCACAGCUGUACCGAUUUGGGAAGGAUUGAUUAAACGCAAUCCGGAGAAUACACUCUACUACCAAAAGUAUAUUGAAGCAAGGCAAACUAAGGAUUCCGAUGAGAUUGUGAACAUUUAUAAAACGUUUCAGUCGGAAUACCCGCACUCAAUCUGUCCCAAACGUUUACCAUUAAAUGUAGCACAUGGAGAUCGAUUCCGCGAAAUUGUCGACGACUAUCUGCGUCGCGGCUUGAGAAAAGGCGUUCCCCCACUGUUCGUAAACGUUCGUUCGUUGUACCAGCACGCUGACAAAGUCAAAGUGAUCACGGAAUUGAUUCAUGGCUAUCACGAUUCGCUAAAACAAACCGGUCAUUUUUCCACGGCUGACAACGCGGCUGACCUGGCACAGGAACCGGCAUCGGCGCUACUGUGGACAUUGUACUUCAUGGCCCAGCAUUAUGAUCACUUGCGUGAUACAACCAAAGCUCUAGAAUAUAUAAAUGCGGCCAUCGAACACACACCGACGCUGAUUGAAUUGUUUGUGACGAAGGGUCGAAUUUACAAGCAUGCCGGCGAUUUGGUGGAAGCAUUCAAAUGGCUGGACGAAGCACAAAGUCUGGACACGGCCGACCGUUAUAUCAAUUCGAAAUGUGCCAAGUACAUGCUGAGAGCGAAUAUGGUAAAAGAGGCGGAAGAAAUUUGUGCAAAAUUCACGCGUGAAGACGUUUCGGCGAUGGAAAAUUUGAAUGAGAUGCAGUGCAUGUGGUUCCAAACCGAAUGUGCUUUAGCGUAUCAGAGGCUGGAAAAAUGGGGCGAUGCAUUGAAAAAAUGCCAUGAAGUUGAUCGGCAUUUCUCUGAAAUAAUUGAAGAUCAAUUCGACUUUCACACGUACUGUAUGCGGAAAAUGACAUUGAGAGCUUAUGUUGGAUUGUUGCGACUGGAAGAUGUUUUACGACAACAUCCGUUCUACUUCAAAGCAGCUAGAUGUGCAAUCGAGGUGUAUGUCAGACUGUACGAUAAGCCACUGAAAACAGAGCAGCAAGUUGAAGAAUUUGAUACGGAAAAUCUGCCACCAUCUGAACUAAAAAAGCUGCGCAACAAACAACGCAAGGCCAAAAAGAAGGCAGAACUGGAAUCGGCCCAAGCGGUCCAGGCCCAAGUGAAGAAAGAGCAACAUAACAAAUCCCGCCAGUUACAAAAUCAGGAUGGAGAUCCUGAAGCGCCCCAGCUGGAUGAAUUGGUACCAGAAAAAUUAGCUAGACCCGACGAUCCACUCGAAAAAGCAAUUGACUUUUUGCGACCGCUACAAAUUUUAGCCAAAGAAUGCAUCAAAACUCAUUUGCUGGCAUUUGAGAUCUAUUAUCGAAAGAACAAAUUGUUGCUGAUGUUGCAAUCGAUCAAACGAGCAAAGAGUUUAGAUCCGACCGAUCCGAAUUUACACACGUGCAUCGUUAAAUUCUACAAAGCGCUUACGGUCAAUGGUGAGAUCAAUGAACACGUCCGAACGGUUAUCGAUAAGGAAACGAAAGUGUUGUUCGACGGCCGAGAUGCUGAUGCUAUGAAUCAGGAUGUUUUGCAGAAAUUUUCCAACUCAUUUCAUCACGUUCUCCAAGUCGCCCGAUGUAUGUACGAAUUAGAUGCAACGAAACGGAACGCUGCCGUUCAACUAGUCAUGUCAUUCGAUUUCGAGCGCUUGACGCUUGAGGACGCCACCCUAGCGUACAAUUACUUCACGGAUGGCGUAUUCGGUGUGUGCGAAUCAUCCGCAACUGAGUACAAGGUCAAGUGUCAGCAACGUUUUCCACACGCUCUACUGUUCAAAGAUCAAAUACCUGGUGAAAAUUUUAAGGAGAACCUGAAGCUGGAAUGGGAUAAUGAUGAACAACAAUAAGGCAAUUUUUGUCAACAGAACAUCUUCGGCUGAUGUAAUAAAAUUGUUUAAAUUAACAAAUAUUUUCAAAACUGACAUAAAUAGAAAGAGACAAUUAAAAAAUGUUGCAGUGAAAAUACACUCGAUCCAGUGGAAAGAUGGUUCUAAAUCUAAGGAUAAAAAAAAUAAAGAAGAAACAAGAAACACAACACACUCGUAUUACAUAAAUUUUUGUGUAGACACUAAAAAAGCGAUUAUUUCGAUCGCAAAGAUUUUUUUUAAAUGAAGUUGCUAUUUAGGUAUAAUAAAUUAAGUCUUGGAUGAUUACAAUGAGUGAAUGUUAGGGACGGAAAAAAUUGUCCCGUAAUGGGAGGUAAUAUUUAUACAGCCACACUCACACCAGUUUUUAUUCAAAUUGAAAACUAAAAUAAACGAAUAUCACAA